UGUUUAGUGAGUUCCCCCCCUCCCCCCUAUUAUCCGUUUGUUUGAAGUGUAGUUUUGUUUUGCUCUCCCGGUGAAGAGCCGUCAUCCUGUAGUUUUGUCUGCAACUAAAUCAUUCCCGUUGGCACUAUUCGUCUUCUUUGACAGAAAUUGGAGUAAUCUUUAGGUUGAGAGGGAAGCGUUGAAGACUAGUAUAUUAAUACCCGCGUUCGCGACUCGAGCAGAUCCGAAAUCGCCGCGCCGGUUUGAUACGCCACGGUGGACCGGGCGAGCCCCGUAAAGCCGAGCCAUGGGGAACCGAGGGAUGGAAGAUCUGAUUCCCCUCAUUAACAGACUCCAGGAUGCGUUCAGCUCCAUCGGACAGAGCUGCAAUCUGGACCUACCGCAGAUCGCCGUUGUGGGUGGACAGAGUGCCGGAAAGAGUUCCGUACUCGAGAACUUCGUCGGCAGGGACUUCCUUCCUCGAGGAUCAGGCAUCGUCACCCGAAGACCCCUUAUCCUCCAGCUGAUCAACAAUAAAGCAGAAUAUGCCGAGUUUCUGCAUUGCAAAGGGCGAAAGUUUGUGGACUUCGAGGAAGUGCGGCAGGAAAUUGAGGCGGAGACAGAUAGGAUUACAGGAUCCAAUAAGGGCAUCUCUCCCAUUCCUAUCAAUCUGAGGGUCUACUCCCCACAUGUGUUGAACCUGACACUCAUUGACCUACCGGGGAUGACUAAGGUUGCUGUGGGAGAUCAGCCUCAAGACAUUGAGCAACAGAUCAGGGACAUGGUGCUACAGUUUAUCACAAAGGAGAGCUGCCUGAUCUUGGCUGUGACACCUGCUAACACUGACCUGGCCAACUCUGACGCUCUCAAGGUUGCCAAAGAGGUUGACCCACAGGGCUUGCGCACAAUUGGUGUAAUUACAAAGUUGGACCUUAUGGAUGAGGGGACUGAUGCCAGGGAGAUCCUGGAGAACAAGUUGUUGCCACUACGCAGGGGCUACAUUGGGGUGGUGAACCGCAGUCAGAAGGACAUUGAUGGGAGGAAAGAUAUUCGUGCAGCCCUGGCAGCAGAGAGGAAGUUCUUCUUGUCACACCCAGCCUAUAGGCACAUGGCUGACCGCAUGGGUACCCCACAUCUGCAGAAGACACUGAAUCAGCAACUUACGAACCACAUCAGGGAUACUCUGCCAGGGCUCCGGAGCAAGUUGCAGAGCCAGCUUCUAUCUCUGGAGAAGGAGGUGGAGGAGUACAAGAAUUUUCGGCCCGAUGAUCCCACACGCAAAACCAAAGCCCUGCUGCAGAUGGUGCAGCAGUUUGGCGUGGACUUUGAGAAGCGCAUUGAGGGCUCUGGCAACCAGGUGGACACUGUGGAGCUUUCAGGCGGAGCCAGGAUUAAUCGCAUCUUCCAUGAGCGUUUCCCAUUUGAGCUUGUCAAGAUUGUUUUUGAUGAGAAGGAACUGAGACGUGAGAUCAGCCACGCCAUCAAGAACGUCCAUGGUGUGAGAACGGGGCUUUUCACUCCUGACAUGGCGUUUGAGGUCAUCGUGAAAAAGCAGGUCAUUAAGCUGAAGGAGCCCUGCCUGAAAUGCAUUGAUCUGGUCGUUCAGGAGCUCAUCAACACGGUCAGGCAGUGCACCGACAAGCUGGGUUCUUACCCCCGACUGAGAGAGGAGACCGAGAGGAUUGUCAGCACUUACAUCCGAGAACGUGAGGGGAAGACCAAGGACCAGAUCCUGCUUUUGAUUGACAUUGAGCUGUCUUACAUCAACACAAACCAUGAAGACUUCAUUGGCUUUGCCAAUGCCCAACAGAGGAAUGCGCACAUCAACAAGAAGCGGGCCAUUCCGAAUCAGGGUGAGAUUUUGGUGAUCCGGAAAGGCUGGCUCACCCUCAACAUCAGCAUCAUGAAGGGCGGCUCCAAGGAGUACUGGUUCGUGCUUACAGCCGAGUCACUGUCCUGGUACAAGGACGAGGAGGAGAAGGAGAAGAAAUACAUGCUGCCCCUGGACAACCUGAAGCUAAGGGAUGUGGAGAAGGGCUUUAUGUCUUCCAAGCAUGUCUUUGGCAUCUUCAACACAGAGCAGAGGAAUGUUUACAAGGACCUGCGGCAGAUCGAGCUGGCCUGCGAGUCCCAAGAGGAUGUGGAUAGCUGGAAAGCUUCCUUCCUUAGAGCGGGAGUGUACCCUGAAAAAGACCAGGUCGAGAACGAUGAAUCUGUCCCAGUGGAUACCUUCUCCAUGGACCCUCAGCUGGAACGGCAAGUGGAAACCAUCCGUAACCUUGUGGACUCCUAUAUUGGCAUUGUCAACAAGACCAUCCGCGACCUCAUGCCCAAGACGAUUAUGCACCUCAUGAUCAACAGUGCGAAGGACUUUAUCCACUCAGAGCUGCUGGCCUACCUGUAUUCCUCGGGCGACCAGAAUGCAUUAAUGGAGGAGUCUGCAGACCAGGCUCAGCGACGAGAUGAUAUGUUGCGGAUGUACCAUGCGCUGAAGGAAGCACUGCAGAUCAUCGGUGACAUCAGCACGAGCACCGUGUCAGCGCCUGUGCCCCCGCCUGUCAAUGACAGCUGGUUACAGAGGGAUCCCAGCCCUACCCCCCAGCGCAGACCAGCAGCCGCAGCCCCGCCUCCCAGCCGACCGCCUGCAGUGAGGGGUCCCACCCCGGGACCUCCUCUGAACCCCAGUCCAGCAUUUGUGGCACCUCCCAUCCCCUCACGCCCAGGGCAGCCAGCCAACCCUUUUGGCAACCAGGAUCCGUUUGGCGCUCCCCCACUGAUCCCAUCUCGGCCUGCCCGUGUUCCCCCAGGUGUGCCCCCCGGCGUCCCCAGCCGAAGACCGCCUGGUGCUCCUCUCCGUCCCACCAUAAUCCGCCCCUCCGAGCCCUCCUUACUAGACUAAGCCUGAGGGCAAAGGGUGGGGCUGGGGUGCUGAGACAGAGGGGCUCAUAGGUAGAUGGGGAUACUAACCACACACACACACACACACACAGAAGCAUAGAAGCAAGCAAGCUCUCACCCUGCCAUGGGGUUGAUGAGAAGCUACCUGUUCACACCUGAGGUUUUUAUUUCCUGCAAAACAGAUGAACUCUGCAGGUGUUUUUAAAACAUGUCUCAAGUUAAUCAGUGAUGAGCAGACCCCUUACUGAGACAGCCUCCAGCACCAUCUGAGCUCACACCCAAAGGGCCAGUCUUGCCGUUUUUUUUCUUGACUUUUUUUUUUUUCCCCUAACUUGAUUCAAACUGGAAAUAGAAUUUAUUAUUUUGUUACUAUGGUGAUGAAUUUUUUUUCCUUCAUUUACAUUUGAGGGAGUGUGUACUUUUUAACUGUAUUUAGCUUUAAAAACUUACUUAAACUCACCUGACGUUGUAAGAUAAAUUAAUGGAGUCGAGGGACAGAGAGAUGCAUAGUUUGGUUUUUGUCUGCUUGCUACUGACCUCUCAUGGACACCCCUUACAAAGACAGUGGGUCUCUUCCAAUCAUGCUAAUACCCACAUCACGCGAACCUCCCACUUGGGAAGAGUUCAGUCUGCACUGCCGAUCAGUUGGGGGCUUGAACAAAGUUUCAGUUGUGAAUAACUGUCAAGCGAUUUGGUUGCAUUCGGAGAAAACCCCCAACAGUCAAGGAUAAAGACUGAACCUGGUAGGGGCUCGGAGGGGUGAACACAAAAAGGGCUUUAGCUACGCAAAAAGCAGUUACUCGAAUGCCACCCUGCAUAAUGUGUCCCUUUAUGAACUGUUUGGGAAAACAACGAAGCACUCCAGCCUAUUUAACAUUUUCCCGCAAGAUUCUAACCUCCAAGAGCCUUCAGAGAAGAACGUGUUUGUGUUGGUAGGCAGACAUACAAGUCUACAGAACAUCAACACGGUAAAAUGUUACUAAUGAAUUGUUAGUGUGUUCUGGGCACCUUGUUGCCUUUCACAUAGCCCUCCUCAGAACUGUAACUUUACACCAGUGAAUGCCAAGGGCCUUCGAGUCAAAGUGCUGGAUGCAGAGGAGUCGAGGUUGGAGCUACAGUGCUUCAUUGGAUCCCAGCCCCCUUCAGCUGGUUGGGAAAAGAAAAUUAUUACAUGAAAGGAAUGAAAACGGGGGAAAGUGGACACCUCUUUGCAAGAUACAAAAUUAACUACUGUGACUGUUCCUUCUUUGCUGCUUGUGUCCUGCCAGGAUACAGGGAGUCCCGAAGUUUCUGUAACUCUCCCAGCUUGCAGUUUUUGAUUUUUCUGGGUUUUUUCCCCUGAAAAGAAGAACUCUUGUUAGGUCCUCUGGCUUUGGAAGGCCCAGCCACAACGCUCACAGGGGGAGGAAUCCACCUCCUGGGUGGUCUGCACCAGGUCCUGCCUUUUGUGGUCCCGGCCAGUAACUGUCAUAAAGUUACUCUCUCCCGAACGCCAGAGGCAGUAUUUUGUUUUGUUCCCCGUUUCCAUGUCAUAGCAUCCCAAAACCUUGGCUUCUGGGGAUAGAAGUUAGUCUGUGGACUGUGGCUCAGCCUUCCUUGACUUGAAUCUGUAGUCUGUUUGACCAUGUUUCUGAUUUGGGGUUUGGGAUGGGAAUUUGAGGGAGUGGCUGAAUUCUGGUUGUUUUCCCUUUUUUCAUUUAAUUAUGAUAUAUGGGGGUGGGGAGGGCUGUACAUCCUGCUCAGAGACUUUGUGUGGAGUCAUAACUGGGCCUUUAUGAGGCGAUGGCGGAGGAGUGAAAGCAGUCUCAGAGAGACCUGCAGGAACUUCUCUCAAAACCACACAGACUCAAUGCGAUGGAUCAUAGCUGGUCUGGCCAGGGGCAAAAGGCUAGAAUUCAGCACACUUCCAGAUAUUGCCUGUAACAGUAGAAAACCUUACUCAGGGUUGAAUAUAGAGGUUCUGUGUGAAUUACCUUUCCUUCCUACCCUGUAGACCACAUGCACUCCUUGACUUCUGUUAAGUGCCUCUUGCUCUGAUGGGAAUUUAAUAAAUAAGAGAACUUAAAACAAGAGCAUUAAUAAAAGGCGACAUGUAUAAUAAAGGGACUAUUUUUGGUGGUUGGUGUCUGAUCUGUGUCUUCCUACAUGGUUUUUCUCUUUGCCCACUUAUGUGGCAUCACUACUUUCUGCUGUGUUCAUUUCCCUCCAUUCAAAAGCCCCUCACACCACAGCCUCAUAACACCUGAGCAAGGUAAAUGCAGAGAUCUGAUUGGCUGAACCUGGAUCUCAUUUCCAUGGCAUUGAAGAGACAAGGCUUUUGGAUGGUUGUGGAGCUUGGCUAAAGGGUCACAUUCUUCAGUUCCUUGUUUAUCGUCUGUCGAGACAGACCUUGCUUAAUCACUGCUUAACUAAGCAAUAAAUAAGCAUAACUGUAGGUUUGGAGACUGUAGAAUAACGUGAUGGAGUUCUGAAGGUGCCGUAGUGGUUAGAGCCACUGCCUUUGGACAUGAAGGACCCAGGUUUACAUUCCACCUCUUGCUACUGUACUCCUGCAAAAUAUAAUUACUCUGAAGUUCCUGCAGUAAAAAUUGCUUUGGAGUUCCUUUAGUGUCAACUAAAUAAUGUAAUGUACUGGUGCCUGUGAGCCACUAUCAAACAUUACAGAACUCCCCUACAUUGUGCAAAGAUGAGUGUCAUGUUAAAUAUGCUUUAGCAGCUGCAUAGAUAUUGCAAUGCUGCUAAAUAUUUUGUGCAGAGCAUUUUUCCAGUGUGCUUGCUGUAGACUUUUCACUGAAUCAGCUUUGCAGCUGUCUCAGACCCAGCCAGUUGGAUGUGGAGUCACACAGAUUUUUUUUAUUAGAUAGCCAGUGCAAGCCCCUGCUUACCCUUUGUUACUCGCAUAUUUCACCAUCAUGUAAUUAUCCCUCGUCCGGCCACCAUGUUAUACUGCUCAGUGCUGCUUUGGUGCUCCAAAGAUGCUAAAUGAUUUGUCCUUUUAUUGUGAGCAGACGUCCUGGCCCUCGGAACAAGUGGUGAAUGGACCAACCCACCCUACAAGCUAACUAUCAGAUGAAGACAAAAGGGCCAAAACCCAGGAACACACAUUUUCAGAUUUUAAAAAGCAGAGCAAGUCAGAGGAGAGUUUAAGUUUUUGUGCAUUGCAGCGGACUUAAACUUACCCGAUACCAACCUAGUAGACAUUUAAAACAAUCAGGGAUGUGUUCCUCAAAAUUUUAAUAUGCAGUUUCUUUUGAUUUUUAGUUACAAAAGUGUCAGGUUUCAUGUGUGCAGUCACCUUAGGGUUGUGCUAUGUAUUCACUGUGCAUUCCAGUAUCAUAGUAAACCUUAAUUGUAACAAUUGUAUAUGCUUAUUAAAUGCCAAUUUGCAACUACA
This is a messenger RNA of Scleropages formosus (Asian bonytongue), 6271 nucleotides long. Its product is annotated as dynamin-2. Gene Ontology annotation, molecular function: microtubule binding; GTPase activity; GTP binding. The record is from RefSeq and is a predicted model, not a curated record. Lineage: Eukaryota; Metazoa; Chordata; Actinopteri; Osteoglossiformes; Osteoglossidae. Bases 287 to 2878 code for a protein of 863 amino acids. The transcript is spliced from 21 exons. Gene Ontology annotation, biological process: synaptic vesicle budding from presynaptic endocytic zone membrane; receptor internalization. Gene Ontology annotation, cellular component: microtubule; plasma membrane; synapse.